Haliotis rubra (blacklip abalone) is the source of this 2975-nucleotide messenger RNA. Its product is annotated as endoplasmic reticulum metallopeptidase 1-like. The record is from RefSeq and is a predicted model, not a curated record. Gene Ontology annotation, biological process: proteolysis. NCBI's taxonomy places the organism in Eukaryota, Metazoa, Mollusca, Gastropoda, Lepetellida, Haliotidae. Gene Ontology annotation, molecular function: metalloexopeptidase activity.
UGAAUCAACACGAGCAAAAUUCCAACUAUGAAGAUUCCAAGCAACGACUUAAGCACGGGACGUCAAAAUUAUUCCUUAGUGGGCCACUCCUUGUAUUGCUUUCCCUGCUUUUCUAUUCUUCCAGCGUUUUUCUUGUGCACGUUCGGAUGAACUCAUUCCCAACACCACUUUUGGCAAAUAACCACAGUGAUGAAUAUUUUACAGAGGAGAGAGCAAGGAAACAUCUCAAUGAUAUCACCGGAUUUGGCCCCCGUGUCGCAGGCAGUUAUGCAAACAUUCAGGCUGAAAAAUACAUUGUUUCAGAACUCGACAAAAUCAACCAAGUGCGGAAUCCUGUACAUGACAUACAAGUUGACAUUCAAAAUGUUACUGGUUCAUUUGUGUUGGAUUUUAUUGGAGUUGGCGAAUUCACAAGUGUCUAUAGUAAUCUAAGGAAUGUUAUUGCAAUGUUGUCACCUGCAGGGAAGACUGGAAAUCACAGUGUAUUGAUCAAUUGUCACUAUGACAGUGUUACGGAUAGCCCAGGUGCAAGUGAUGAUGCUGUCAGCUGUACACUCAUGUUGGAGAUCCUCAGGGCUUUGUCUCAGAGGAAAACACCACUGGUGCAUAACAUCGUCUUCCUCUUCAACGGAGCUGAGGAAAACAUCCUACAGGCAAGUCAUGGAUUCAUCACACAACACAGAUGGGCAGACAAGAUCAGGGCAUUUGUCAAUCUGGACUCGGCUGGAGCUGGUGGCUGGGAGCUGGUCUUUCAAACAGGUCCAGAGCAUCCUUGGCUGGUUAGAGCAUACGCUGUCGCCAAGUAUCCCUGUGGCUCAGCAGUCUGUCAGGAGAUCUUCCAGAGCGGACUUGUCCCAUCAGACACCGACUAUCGAGUGUUUCGGGAUUACGGCAAUAUCCCAGGUCUUGACAUCGCCCACGUGAAGAAUGGCUAUGUGUACCACACCAAGUACGACCGCCCCAACAUGGUGCAGCCAGGCUGCCUGCAGAGAGGAGGAGAAAAUCUGCAAGCACUUCUGGUUACCUUGGCGACAAGUAAACAAGUGGUUGACCCUGGUGAAGACAAACAUGGAAACAUGGUCUUUUUUGACUUCAUUGGUUACUUCAUGAUAUCCUAUCCUCAGCGAGUUGGCGUUCUCAUUAACUGGAGCAUCGUUGCUGUUGUUGUCCUCUCCAUUCUCAGAAAAGUCAGUACAGACUCAAAAGGUCCUGGAAUAGUGACUUACGCUGUUCAACUUGGUGGUGCAGUGAUUAGUAUAAUAUUGACAUGGGUUGCCGUGGUGACCAGUGCUGUGACGGUAGCACUCCUGCUGAACAUGGUUGGACGUGAGAUGUCAUGGUACUCCAACAUCCAUAAUAUCAGCUGGCUCUUCAUCUUGCCAGGAGUGACAUGUGGCCUUGGAAUCAACCUCCUCCUCAAGCAAACAGUGUACAGACACUGGGAUCCAUGGCGUGUGGAAACAUUAUUCUUCGAGGCCAAUCUGCUCUUCUUGUCGUCCAUCUUGUCUAUGUUGACCUACCACAACAUCAUGUCAUCUUACGUCAUCUUGCUGUGGGUCAUGUUCCCAAUCAUCAUCAGGGACAGGGUGAGCAGACUGCUCAACAUCACAUUCAGAGACAACCAUUCAGCAUACUACCUCAUGAGCUUCACCUCACUGUUUGUGCCAGCAUUCUACACCGUCUAUGUAAUCUAUGCUGUUUUACACUUCUUCAUCCCCAUUAUGGGACGUCUAGGCAGAGUUGUGGUUCCUGACAUUCCAGUCAGUGUCAUCACAGCCAUACCAGUCAUCCUUGCCACAGGCUUCCAGGCUGGUAUGGUGUAUCCGUCCAAGAAGAUCGGUCGGAUGGUGAGCUGCCUGGGUCUUCUGUCUAUUGGUGGCUUCUUACUUGUGGUCCUCACACCGAUGGGGUUCCCUUAUUCAAACACUAAUGAACAAAAGUCACAGCAGAGAACCGUUGUCAUGCACAUAGACAGACAGUUCCAUGAUCAAUCCAUGUCUGUGAUAAAACGAGACUCCUCAUUGUGGUAUAUUCCAUUCGACUACAAAGGGCCCAAGCUAUUGAAGAAGGAAGUUCCUGAACUAUUUGCCGAGGCCAAGCCAGUCCACUGUGAAGGAGCCUACUGUGGAAGGCCAUACCUCUACCCUGUCUUGCCACUCUUUGAUGCAGUUGACUCUCUGGAUCUCCCUGCUCCAAGGCUGAAUUUGACUCGGCGACUCUCAGUUAGCGUCACAAAGCGAGAGAAAAUAUCACCAGACCGAGUAAAGCUGUAUUUCAGUGUUACUGGUCCCGAUCAUAUGAACUGCUACAUCAUGCCGAGGCCAGAUGUCCGUGUCAUCUGGUGGUCCAUGGGCUCGCAGGACCCUCAGCCAGUCCGAACCAAUGACCAUCUGACUGAACCAACCUACUUCCUCUACCAUGCCCACGGACAUGAAUCACAAGACAGUUGGGACUUUGCUGUGGAGUUUUAUGUCAGUCAAAAGAAGGACAAGUCGGACCCCAUUGUGGAUAUGGGAUUUGCUGGUCACUAUCUCCAUGGCAACAGUCAGAAGACAGAACACUUUCACAGAUUUGUUUCCAAGCUGCCUGGGUGGGCGGUUGAUGUGGGUUGGUCAUGCACAUAUGAUAUGUUCACUCUGUAACCAACUGAGAAUUCCGAUGCAGGCAACUGCCAAGAAUAAAAUAACCUUGUAUUUGAGUUACUAACUCACCUUGAAUACAUCAAGAACAUUAAGAAGAUGGAAAGGAAGGGAAACUUUCAGCAAACAUCACAUCAAUGGAUUCCCGAAGUCCAGCUUAUCUGGAUCUAACCCUUUCAACAUUUUCUUUUUGUAUCCACUUGUUAGAUAAUAUUCCAUACAAUAUAAUAGAAACAGUUAUAAUAUUGACACCUACUUUUGAAAUUGCUGGGCUUUUCUUUGCAGAACCAUAAGGGUUGAUACUGGUUACUCAUUUCAGGAUGCUAUUGAGAACUG